Camellia sinensis is the source of this 1422-nucleotide messenger RNA. RefSeq names its product PKS-NRPS hybrid synthetase cheA-like. Gene Ontology annotation, biological process: cellular response to iron ion starvation; positive regulation of transcription by RNA polymerase II. The record is from RefSeq and is a predicted model, not a curated record. Gene Ontology annotation, molecular function: DNA-binding transcription factor activity, RNA polymerase II-specific. NCBI's taxonomy places the organism in Eukaryota, Viridiplantae, Streptophyta, Magnoliopsida, Ericales, Theaceae.
AUGUGGGUUUUCAAGAACAAAGAAGAAUUGCUCAAUUGGGUAUGGGAUGUUGGAAGAAAAAAAGGUUUUGUGAUUGUCAUCAAGACAUCGGACUAUGGUGGUGGUCAUAGGACACCAAGGAUAUUUCUUGCCUGUGAGAGAAGCGGUCAAUACAGAGCUCAUAAGAAAUUAAAAGAAGAUGAUUCAAACAAAAAAAUUGUAAAGAUAACGGGUACAAAGAAAUGCAGGUGCCCCUUUGAGUUGAUGGCUCGUAAAUUGAUGGCUAAUGAUGAUUGGAUGGUAGAUGUAGCAUGUGGAAUGCAUAACCAUGCUCCUACUAAACAUUUUGAAGGACAUUUAUUUGUAGUGAGAUUAUCUGAGGAGGAAACAUCAUUAUUAGUGGAUCUGUCCAAAAGCAUGGUCAAACCAAAAGAGAUUUUGGUUACCUUGAAACGAAAUGAUGCUUUGAAUGUAACCACUAUGAAAACCAUUUACAAUGUAUGUCAUAGGAAUAAUGUUAUUGAGAAAGCACAGAUGCAACAGUUGUUGGGUGAAUUAGAAAAGCAUAAUUACAUUAAGCGGCAUAGGUGUGACAACAACACGAUGACUGCCACAGACUUGUUUUGGGCACACCCUGUCAGUUUAGAUUUGCUCCGUUCAUUUCCAAAGGUGUUGAUCAUGGACUGCACAUAUAAGACAAAUCGAUAUCAUCUUCCUCUUCUUGAGAUAGUUAGUGUGACAUCCAUUGAUAUUCUCUUUGAUGACAUUGCUAUUCCUGAGGUGAUUGUCAUGGACAUGGAGCUUGCUUUGAUGAAUGCUAUUGACAGUGUAUUUUCUGCAUCUCGACAUUUAUUAUGCCGAUGGCAUAUUGGUAGAAAUGUAUUGGCGAAAUGCAAGAAAAUGUUUAAGAGUAAAGAGGAAUGUGACAAGUUUAUCUCUUUAUGGAAUUUCUUAAUACUGUUCUUAACUGAGCUUGAAUACAAUGAACACCUUGCUAGGCUACUUGCGGAUUUUGAUACAUAUUCUUACGCAGUGGCUGAAAGUGAACAUGCAAAACUUAAACGGCAACUUGGUUCUAACCAAGUCAUUUUUGAGUGUUCUUGGCCCAAGAUCCAUAGUUUGCUUGAGUUGCAGCAUAUUGAUAUUAAGGCAUCGUUUGAGAAGAGUUUAACCAUUGUACAACACCAGUUCAAACCAUCUCAUUUUAGAGAGCUCCGAGACAAUAUCUCCAGAAUUGCAUUAGAUCAUGUCUUAGCGGAGAGUAAGCGAGUGAAUGAUGUUGGCAUUAAUGCUUUAGUAUGUGGAUAUGUUGUUCGACGAACACACGGGAUUAAAGAGCUGACUCAUAUUCUAUCAUACUUUGAGCCCAAUCCAGAGUAUCACCGUUGGAUGACUAUGCCUGACAUGGGUCAUCUUAUUGCAUCUUGUUAUAAUGUGGUAUAG